CCAUCUCUUAUGCUUGGUACGUUUGGAUCCGAGACCAUGGCUUGUGGAUGUACUAUCUGUUUGCCAAUAUCUCGUCAGCCUACCUUGCGAUGGCGGUGACUGCUCUACAUUGCUCUUAUUGUACCUGCUAUAGGGCACGUCUAUUGCUCCCGCUGCGUAUCGGACCACACUUCGAAAACUACAGCAGAUGGAUUUACGGCUCUGUGUCCGGCAUGCAGGAAAUCGUUUCACAUAGGUCAGUCACUAUAGCCAUUCAUCGUGUCUCAUGGUCGUAGGCGGUGCUCUCGUCACUCCAUCGCUGCAGAGUCUAGCUCCGCAAUUUCAUCGAUAUAUCAUGC
Molecule: messenger RNA, 338 nt
Organism: Guyanagaster necrorhizus
Lineage: Eukaryota; Fungi; Basidiomycota; Agaricomycetes; Agaricales; Physalacriaceae
Exons: 2
Coding region: 48-275 (75 amino acids)
Source: RefSeq, a predicted model, not a curated record